AUGGGAGAAGCUGAUGAGAUGAAGCUUUUGGAAAGAGUUCCUAUCUCAAAACCUCCAUUCGAGUUAAGUGAUCUUAAGAAAGCUAUACCACCACACUGUUUCAAAUUAUCACUUAUACGCUCAUUUGCCUCCCUCUUUCAAGACAUAUUCAUUAUAAGUAGCCUUUACUACAUAGCAUCAAACUACAUUCCCCUUCUCCCUCACUCGGUUUCAUACAUUGUGUGGCCACUCUAUUGGAGCUUCCAAGGAAUUAUCCUUGGUAGUAUAUGGACGAUCGGCCACGAAUGUGGUCAUCGUGCUUUCAGUGGUUAUCCAUGGUUAGAUGAUAUUGUUGGUUUCUUAGUUCAUAGUUUUGUCCUCACUCCCUACUUUUCUUUCAAAUAUAGUCACCGUGCACACCAUAGCCACACAAAUUCCAUGGAAUAUGACACGGUCCACGUUCCUUAUAAACGUAGAUCAGACACAUUCAAGAUUCUCGAUAACCCAAUUGGUGUGACUUUAAUGAUCAUGUUUAAGAUUCUUGUUGGUCUUCCAUCAUACUAUCUCUUUAAUCAUUCGGGUAGGAAGUAUGAUCAAGGGUUGGGAAGUCACGUUUAUCCAAAAAGUCCUAUGUUCAAAAAUAAGGAACGUGGCCAAAUAUAUGUCUCGGACGUUGGUAUUUUAAUCGUGCUAUACGCAUAUUACCACGUUGUGCAGACCAAAGGCAUGAUUUGGGCAUUUUAUGUGUAUGGAGCUCCUUGGAUUUUGCAUUCUGGAACUGUAUUUGCUAUUACUUAUCUAAACCACAAUCAUCCAUCAAUACCUCACUAUGAUUCGACUGAAUGGGACUGGAUUAGAGGUGCCUUAUCAACCGUAGAUAGAGAUUUAGGAUUUUUGAACAUGUUAGUCCAUGACGUGCCUCGAAAUCACGUAGUGCAUCAUUUGUUUCCAUCCAUUCCACAUUACCACAGCUAUGAGGCCACCCAGGCUCUGAAGCCAAUAUUAGGUGACUAUUACAAGUGUGAUGCUACUUUUUUGUUUAAGGCCAUAUGGAGAGACAUACACAAGUGCAUUUUUGUUGAGUCUGAUGAUGUUGGAAAGAAAUAUGGUAUUUACUGGUCCAAAAGCAAGACAUGAUAUUUCUAAACAUGUAGUA
This is a messenger RNA of Erigeron canadensis, 1135 nucleotides long. RefSeq names its product delta(9) fatty acid conjugase-like enzyme. The transcript has a single exon. The record is from RefSeq and is a predicted model, not a curated record. Gene Ontology annotation, biological process: lipid metabolic process. Gene Ontology annotation, molecular function: oxidoreductase activity. NCBI's taxonomy places the organism in Eukaryota, Viridiplantae, Streptophyta, Magnoliopsida, Asterales, Asteraceae. Bases 1 to 1116 code for a protein of 371 amino acids.